AUCCAAAAACGCAUUAUGCUGCUAUAAAAAAUAAUUCAAAUUAAAAGAAAAAUAUCACCACCGCAUCAGAUUUUAUUUAAUAUUUACUGAACUACCAUGUCCAUACUAUCAUUCUCACGUGUAAAAAUUUUAUUCGGAAUGGGUAUAAUCUGCUUACUGGUGCAGUGUUUAUAUUUUGUCAACUAUUACAAUCUGAUUUCUACUAAACAACAAUAUGUUCCAUCAACCAAACUUGAGCUAAAAUCUCACGCCAACUUCUCUGAUAAUCAGACUAUGGUUGAUAAUAAAAAUCAAACCACUAUAUUGAAAAACAAUAACGUUAAUCUCGUCAAUUUCUCGUUGUGUCCACAAAUACUACCUGCCAUAGAUGAAAAUGUUAACUUGCUUGUACCUGAUCGGGUGAAUUUGGAAGAUGUGGCGCUACAGUUAUCACGGUUGAGGAUUUUAAAAGGAGGUCACCAAAUGCCCAUAGACUGCGAAGCGAGACACAAAAUUGCAAUCUUAGUGCCUUAUAGAAAUCGAAUGGAUAACCUCUGCUCGUUCCUUUUAAAUUUACAUCCAUUUUUAACAAAACAAAAAUUGGAUUACACUAUUUUUGUCAUAGAACAGUUGAACGAUAAAAAAUUUAACCGAGGCAAGUUAUUGAACGUUGGGUAUACAGAAGCAUUAAAGUUAAACAAUUUUGAUUGUUUCUUUUUACAUGACGUAGACCUCAUACCAAUGAAUAACAAUAACAUGUAUAUUUGUUCGGAUCGACCAAGACAUAUGGCAACAGCGAAUAAUAAAUAUGGAGGCAGAAUGCCGUACGAGGAUUACUUUGGUGGAGUGGUGGGCAUAAAUCGAACGCAAUUUGAGUUGGUCAACGGAUUCAGCAAUAUGUACUGGGGAUGGGGUGGUGAAGAUGACGACUUUUUGUUACGGAUCAAAUAUCACAAACUAGAAUAUACCAGUCUGCCACUGGACGUGGGACGCUAUCAUUCAUUGUCACACUCUAUACAAAACCCCAACCCUAAAAGGUACAGUCUCCUUCACAACAGCUUUCACCGUUUCAAUACGGAUGGACUUAAUAGACUCAAUUAUGUAAUAAAAUCUCUGAAGAUAUUACCACUAUUCACUCAUUUUCUGGUGGAUCUAGACGAGUAGCACAACUGAUAGAAUAUAAUGAAAUUUACUGGCCAUAAUCUAACUUCAAUCUCAUACCCACACUCUUCUUCUAUUCAUCGCGUUCUCUCCAGAUAGACACAAAAUAUCGUUUUUAGGUAUUUAAUAAAAAAAAAUAAAUAAAAUUACAAUAUAAAGUAUGCAUAAUUGAACUAUACCAUA
This is a messenger RNA of Rhopalosiphum maidis (corn leaf aphid), 1323 nucleotides long. Its product is annotated as beta-1,4-galactosyltransferase 4-like. The record is from RefSeq and is a predicted model, not a curated record. The coding region runs from base 97 to 1143 and encodes 348 amino acids. Lineage: Eukaryota; Metazoa; Arthropoda; Insecta; Hemiptera; Aphididae. The transcript has 7 exons. Gene Ontology annotation, biological process: carbohydrate metabolic process; glycosphingolipid biosynthetic process. Gene Ontology annotation, molecular function: N-acetyl-beta-glucosaminyl-derivative 4-beta-N-acetylgalactosaminyltransferase activity.